This is a messenger RNA of Laccaria bicolor S238N-H82, 1086 nucleotides long. RefSeq lists its product as uncharacterized. The transcript has 7 exons. Bases 1 to 1086 code for a protein of 361 amino acids. Gene Ontology annotation, biological process: protein localization to cell surface; attachment of GPI anchor to protein; proteolysis. Lineage: Eukaryota; Fungi; Basidiomycota; Agaricomycetes; Agaricales; Hydnangiaceae. Gene Ontology annotation, cellular component: GPI-anchor transamidase complex. Gene Ontology annotation, molecular function: GPI-anchor transamidase activity. The record is from RefSeq and is a predicted model, not a curated record.
AUGCUUGUCUUCUUUCUCUUCUUCCUCUUUUCAUUUGCAAAUGCCACGAAUCACACAAACAACUGGGCUGUUCUCGUGUCGUCCUCCAGAUAUUGGUUUAAUUACCGACACAUGGCAAAUGCCCUCGGAAUGUAUCGCACCGUAAAGCGCCUCGGUAUUCCAGAUUCCAACAUCAUCCUCAUGCUGGCCGAUGAUGUCUCUUGCAACCCUCGCAACAAGUUUCCCGCCAGUGUCUACGCCCAACCAGGCCGUCACCUCGAUCUCUAUGGCGACAACAUCGAGGUCGAUUAUAGAGGCUAUGAAGUCACCGUUGAGAACUUUAUCCGUGUAUUGACAGGCAGGAUGGAGCCCUCCGUUCCGCGUUCUAAACGCUUACUGACGGACGACAGGUCGAAUAUAUUUGUUUAUAUGACUGGACAUGGCGGGAAUGAGUUCCUCAAGUUCCAGGAUAACGAGGAGAUCAGCGCGUUUGAUAUCGCGGAUGCGUUUGAACAGAUGUAUCAGAAGAAGAGAUACAACGAGAUAUUAUUCAUGGUUGAUACCUGCCAGGCGAAUACCCUGUAUUCUAAGCUUUACUCCCCUAAUAUACUGGCCACUGGAAGCUCCGAAAAGGGCCAAAAUUCCUAUUCGCAUUCAUCAGAUAAUGAUAUAGGUGUUGCCGUCAUUGAUGCUUUUACCCAUUACAUUCUCGAGUUUAUGGAGGGAAUCAAUAAGACGAGUCAGAUGUCCAUGCACGAUUUGAUAAAGUCAUGGGACGUUUCCAAAAUCGGAUCAAACCCAGGCGUGCGAAGCGAUUUAUUCAACCGUCCCCUUUACAACACCCGAAUAACGGAUUUCUUUGGGGGAGUGGCUCAAGUCGAGGUUGAAUCACCGAAUUCGUUGCAUGAAGGGUUUGUUGUCUGUAACGAGUCAGAUCCAAUUGAACAGGAAUCUGUGCAAGUGACCUCGACGAUUCCGACGGGUUCGCCGACAAGUAUGUUCCAUCAUGUGUGGCUAUACGCCAAAGAGAGGAAAAACUUCCGGACAUGGGCGGCUUUGGUUAUUAUUGGAAGCCUGGUGGGGUGGGUAGGGUUUGUGAAGCGAUAG